AUGAAUCUUUUUAUUUAUGUCCUACUUUUGUCCAUUUGGACAAACAGUUGUUUAAAUACAAACCAAACCAAUGGAUCUUCUACUACAGGACCUAAGCACGUUGAAUCAAUGGAGACUAAAACGGACAAUUUUAGGAGACGCCUACUCGUUAUCAUAACUGGUAUUAUGAUCAUUGCUUUUGUCUUUACCUGCUUUUGUUUUCUCCAUUACAAUUGUAUGAGCGAGGAUGCACCCAAAGCAGGAACGGUCAAGAAAGAAGAUACAACAGCCAAGUCAUCCAGAUCAUCCAAAAUAUCAUUUAGUGAAUCCAAGAUAGCCAGUCCAUGCAGUCUAGAAAAACAAUCCAUGCUAUCCAGUAUAGACAAGUUUUCUGGGCCCUUAAGUCCAGAAAAGUCAUCCAUACCAUCCAGUGCAGAAAAGUUUAUCAGGCCCUUGAGUCCAGGAAAGCAAAGUAUAUCAUCUAGUACAAAAAAGUUAAACAGGCUACCAAGUCGAGAAAAGUCAUAUAAGCCAUCAAAAACACAAAAAAUACUCACGUCAUCCCACCCAGGAAAGUCAUAUAGAACACGUAAUCUAGAAAAGCCACAUAAGCUAGCUCAUGCCCGUAAGCUAGGUCGUCAGGCCUGUUCAUCCCAUCCAAAUAAGACAGUGAGGCCACCUUGCGCAGCCAGUCUACAAUAUACAGUCAGGCCAACCAAGCCACCCCGUCCACAAAAGCAAAUCUUGCCACCCAAGCGAUCCAGUUUACAGAAACUAACCAAAUCCCCUAGAUAUCGUAAUCUAAAAAGGUCAGUUAGUACAGGUAAGGCAAGCAUGUUAUCUAGGCCUCGGUUAAUCAGGUCUUGUCGAUGCUAUAAGGAAAAAUGCCUUGUUUGCAGAAAUUCUUCUGAGCCUUGGGUCAAUAAUAUUUCUGAGGCAAAGGGUAGAAAUGCUCAAAACUCACCUUUUCCAAGUGAAGCUAAGUCUUUUUCCAAGCCCUUUCAUGAGGGAGAUUACAGAGACAAUGUAUUCUGUGGCAAUGUGAGUAGCAGUGAUAUCAUGACAAAUGACAGUGAUGACAGUGGUAGGGAGAUAACCAUUAUUUGCAACAUAAAAUGCAAUGAAGCCAUCCUUAAAGGCACCCAAGAGAAUUAA
Molecule: messenger RNA, 1134 nt
Organism: Ailuropoda melanoleuca (giant panda)
Lineage: Eukaryota; Metazoa; Chordata; Mammalia; Carnivora; Ursidae
Gene: CXHXorf66
Product: chromosome X CXorf66 homolog
Exons: 3
Coding region: 1-1134 (377 amino acids)
Source: RefSeq, a predicted model, not a curated record